This is a messenger RNA of Vigna unguiculata (cowpea), 1253 nucleotides long. RefSeq names its product transcription factor MYB46-like. Lineage: Eukaryota; Viridiplantae; Streptophyta; Magnoliopsida; Fabales; Fabaceae. The record is from RefSeq and is a predicted model, not a curated record.
UUUCAAGCAAACCCUGUAACCAUCACCAUCAUCAUCAUGGUCAUCAUUAAUUGCCUCCCCAUGAAGCUUCUUUCUAAUCUUUCUGCUUUAUAAACCCUUAUUCCCUUGUGUAGAUAUGAGAGAAGCAGCAGAAGAAUGAGGAAGCCAGAACUGUGCAGUGGUAAAGACAGCAACAAGUUCAGAAAGGGAUUGUGGUCGCCAGAAGAAGAUGAGAAACUCAUGAACUACAUGCUCAACAAUGGACAAGGUUGUUGGAGCGACGUCGCAAGAAAUGCUGGCCUCCAAAGGUGUGGCAAAAGUUGUCGCCUACGAUGGAUCAAUUACUUGAGGCCUGAUCUCAAGAGAGGUGCAUUCUCACCCCAAGAAGAGGAACUCAUCAUCCACUUCCAUUCCUUUCUCGGAAACAGAUGGUCUCAAAUAGCGGCGCGUUUGCCUGGGAGAACCGACAACGAGAUAAAAAACUUUUGGAAUUCAACGAUAAAGAAAAGACUCAAGAACAUGUCGUCUACGACCUCACCAAAUGCUAGUGAGACCUCAUCUGAACCAAGUAAUAAAGACCUCAACAUGGGAGGGUUUAUACCUACACAACAUCAUCAUCAUCAUCAUCAGCAUGCAAACUUUGUGCCUGUGUUUGGUUCAUCUCCAUCACAAUCAAUGCAAACCACAGUUUUCAAUACAAUGAUCGACAGGUUGGAUCAUGAACUAAACAUGCCACAUAAUGUUGGUGAAUACUUGGAAGGCACAGGGCCAUGCUUUUCUCAAAGUGAAGCUCACAACAAAGGUUCUUAUUCAGAAAACGGAGUGUUUGGGAGUGAUAUCUUUGUUCCUCCCCUUGAGAAUCUAAACACCAGUAUCAAUCAUAACACGUGCAAGAGAGAAACUAACAGCAGUUACUUCGAUGACAUAAAUAGUAUCCUUAACAACUGCAACAUUGGUAAUGGCAUAGCUAGUGAAAAUAAGGAAGGAGUGGAGAAUUUGUUUCAGCAUGAUGCAGAAUGGGACUUUGAGGAGUUGAUGAAAGAUGUUUCCUCCUUUCCGUUUGUUGAUUUUUCAUUCUGAUUUUGAACUUUUCUGGGGAUUCCAUAUGAUCCUUAUUUCGCACACUGAAUUCUUGUAUUAUAUAUACACUGCUAUUUUUUGCCGAAUUCAGAAGUUAACAAACAGGUAUUGCAGGUUAUACAUUAUAAAAAGGAUGUGAAUAGAUUAUACAUUAUUUUCUUUUCUUGUUUAAACUUCUUUUGCAGAUAUACACA